GUUUUGCAGCACUUCAACGCCUGGUGUUGUAAUUUUUCUUGUCGCAAGGUGAAAACGAUUUAAACGGUUUUCGGUAGUGAAAAGUGCAUCAAAUUGCACGAAUUGUACACCAAAGUGUAGAUGAAAGUGGCGUUUAUUCGAUUUCGAUACGGCAGUAGACAAAAAACGGCUCACAGUGCAUGAAAAACGUGCUUGAAAAUUUUACUUUGUGUGUAGCCACACGCACUCCAACACACACAAACGCACACACACACAGCAGAGGGAGAUAAACGCAGCGAUGGCCUCGCAGUCGUACUCGCACAUAUAAAAAGCUCGCUUGUAUAUUGUAAGAAGGAGCGCACAAAGCGGAAGACGAGAGGAAAGAUUUCUGUGUCAUUGAACGAGAAAAAGAAGAAGAGAAGAGAGUCAGGAGCUCCUGGUCCUCCUGUUCCUCCUCCAUAUCCACCGCCUCUCCAUCUUCAAGCGGCCGCAGGUGCACCACGCUCUUUCCAUUUCCAAGGAUACGCUCUCAGCCGCUCGCUCUCUCUCCUUGAUCGAUACUGCUCACCCGUGUCGAAUCAGAGGAUUGAGCAAGAUGGACGCCAAGCCAAGGAGAUACGUGGUUUUAUGACUCUAAAGGGCAGCCAAGCCAGUCAUCCGUCGCACUAAAAAGCUAGAAGCCAGGCUCCCAGAGCGAAGGAGCAGCCAGUGAGCAGGAGUAGGCAGGAGCCACACAUAGAACAAUCUUAAAUUGUCAUCAUGGUCGACAACAGUGUCCAAUGCCCCGUGUGCACAUUGUACCUGCAUGCGGGAAUGAAUCUCUCCGAUCACUUGGAGACCCAUCCCAAGGAGCAGGUGAUCAAGGCACUGGUGCAGAUGACGAUCGUUGGAAACUGUGGCAACAGUAUGGGCAGUGUUCUCGCUGCUGCCAUGUUGACAGGAGGAACUGGAGGUGGAUCCAGCGGAGGCGAAGCCAGUGCUGAUGAGAAACCGGCCGUCUUAUCACCACCUUCUGGCGGCGAUGUUAAACCAGUCGUGGUCAAUACCAUAUCAGCUGCAACAGCGCCUGUGCCGCCACCAGCACCACCGCCACUAUCCUCCUCCCUCGUGGCGGCCUGCUCCAACGUAGCCACCUCUUCCACAACCAGCUCCACACCCACCUCCAACUCCGCAAGCAACAGCAGCAGCAGCAAACCGAGCAAUCCACCGAUAAAAGCACUGAAAUGCGCACCGCCCACGACUGAGGUGCGAGCCAGCUCAUCCGCUCAUCCCACCACGAGUAGCGUGUCCACUUUGUACCAGCCGCAGGUCACUCCGGAUUAUCGCUUCAACCAGCAGCAGCCGUCACAGACGACGGGCUUUGGGCGUGGUGUCACCGCCUCAACAGCCGCGCUGGUAAUUCCGCAGGUGCCUCAGCAGCACUUCCUCGCGAGCCAUCAACAGCAGGCUCACUUUUCACAUCAGCAGCCCCCGCAGCAACAGAAUCAGCAGCAGCAGCAUCAGCCUGCUCUGAAGUUCAGCUACGCCACAGCUUUGCCCCCACCUCCGCCGUUGCAGCUAUUUACGCAGCAACAGCAGACGGUUACUCCACCGCAGACCCAGCAGCAAUCGCACCAGAAACCACCUCCCGCCUAUGGAGCCGCCAUUAGUCAAAUUCGAUCUCAGCACAACCAAAACAAACAGCAGCCACAGUCCCAAAGCGUGGCCAUGCAACACAACCUAGCCCUGGCACCACCGACGACAGCAGCGGCCUCAACUUCACAUGCAACUGCAGCUGUCAAGCAGCCGAGUAAGCCGCAAACGGAAGUAUUCCUGAAUCCGCCACCACCGCCGCCGGCACAGCAACAGGUGCAGAUCCACAAUUUAGUGCAAAAUCAGGGUCAACACCAUCAGCUUCCUCAGUCGCAGCAGCCGAGCCAACAGAGUCACCAACAGCUACCGAACUUGCCGACCUACGGCUUAGGGGCCAGCAGUAGCUGCAGUUCCUCCAACAACCCCUCGACCUCGGGAUCUGGUCUACGUUCGAAUCGUCAGACAAACUCUCCGUUUGGAGCACUGCUUAAUGCUGCAGCGGCAGUGGCCUGUGCAUCGCCAGCCUGUUCCACCACCUCAUCUUCGGUAUUGCGGUAUGCGGAAUCACCGGUGGCACACUACCUUGAGCGAGACAAUGGUGACUUCAUUGUCCAGGAGACGCCGAAGCAUAUAGUUGAAUGUGUGGAAAAAGAAGACGGCGAGUUCUCCGUGAUCGAGCGCAUUUAUCAAUCCCCGCCGAGUGUUCUGCACAUACACGAUGAUGAUGAGGAUGACGAGGAUGAAGAGGAGGAAGACGAGCAUGAAGCGCCACCCGAGGAAGAAGACGGGGACGAUGAGCGGGAGGAAAACAGUCACAGCCUUAAUAUGAGCAAGACAACGAAAAAGGCCCGUAAGACAAAGCCGAAGCGAGGCUCCAAACGCACGUCGGACGAGGAGGAGUUCAUGAGCCUUAGCAGCGGAUGUGAGAGUGAGAUGGAAAAAGAGCGUAAGCAGGAGCAGCCAAAUGCCGCGGCAUCACUACCACCUCCAUUGUGCACGGCUCCUUCUACGAGUGCUGCUGGAGCUUCUACCUCCAAUCUGGCGGACAAUCAUUCCAAUUCCGCGUCCAACUCCGCCUCCAAUUCUAACUCCACCGCCACUACAAAGUCCAAAAAGAAUCGAAUUACUGUACUGAGCGAUGUUCCGCUUAAUAUGAAUGAGUACCUAGAUUUGAUGGGCAACAUUGUGGCCUCCAGUCGUAUUGGGGCAAGUCGACCGUUUGCCGCUGUGGCUCCCAUACCACUCGUCAAGGUGGAGAAGGAAGAGCCCUUGGAUGAUUACGACAACGUAGCAUUGCCUGCUAAUGCCGAUCUGGAGCAAAAGCCCAGUCUUGAGCACGGCACUACCAGCGUCAUUCGAAUGGCAAGCACGGCUGCAGCACCUAGUUCAGCAACGGCGACUGAAGUGUCUCCCGAGGAUCUCACACAGCCGCCGCCCAUGAAAGUCGAGGUCGAGCCCACCACUACAUUGUUACCGCAGCGCUUCUCAACUCCCGCUCAGCAUCGUGGGCCUAAGAAAUUAGUCAUCAAACCAAAACAAACAGCACCAGCGAAUGCGACGACAACAAAAAAGACUGACAGCCCAUCUUCCCCCAGCAACAACCCAUCCAUAUCAAGAGAUCUGGUGCAGGUAAAGAGUGAAACCGUGGAGGCGCCAGCGCCGAGCAGUAGCAGCAGCAUUCUGGAGAAGCACCUGACCACCAGCCGCAAACUGUUGCAUCACCACUCGGCGGUGAACGACGACGAUGCCCGGGUGCUGUUGGAGUUUGCGAACUCGAAACAGCCGCCGCCACUGGCCGCAUCCAGCACCACUUUCGUGGUAAAUGCAAGUGCAGGUUUUCCCUCGGCGGGAUCAGUUUUCGCCAGCAGCAGUAACAGCUGUUCCAAAGCACCGGCCAAGCCGGGCGAGGAGUACAUCCUGCCGGACAACAACAUGGACGUGGAUGAGAUUGUGAUAUCCUCGUCGUCUUCCUACACCUCCUCAGCAGCCCAGGUCCAAAACACGUUACAGCCGCCGGACUUUAACUUUCUGUACCACCAGGCCACUACCACGGCCACGACGGCCACAUACUUCAAUCCCUUUUCCAGGCAGCAGCAUCAUCAUCAGCAGCAGCACGGGGUUAGCGAUGCCACCAAUGCGGCCACUUUGGCUUCGUCGUCCAGCAAUUCAAUGGACCACGACUCGAUGAAUGCUACAUUCCGGGUGGCCAAGACCCAAUCGCUGCAGUCAUGGUACCAGCAAGAGCCAGAGCACGAUCCACAGAAUCAGGGUGGUGCGGAAUCAGGAACAGCCACUUCCUCCAAUCAGAGCCAGGAUGUGGUCAGCCACCAGCCCACUAACUUUAACGCUGCUCUAGCGGCCGUCGAUUGCUGUAGCGUUGCUUUGGACGAGGAUGCAAAAUAUCUUGACCUGGACGCCUGCAAGCGGGAGCAGCUGAGCAGCAGUAGCAACCUGCCCUCCGCUUCCGCGUCCACAACGUCGUCGUCGUUUGCUGGUGCUGGCACGGAAAGCAGUUUGGUGGGUGGUCUGAAUAUUCGCACCGAUGAGAAGAUGCCCGCUAAGGGUGAAAUCUCCGAACAAGAAAGCAACUGCGACAUCGAGAACUCCUGGAGUGAGUCGGUUUAUGGGGACAUUUCGCAGCGCUAUUUCAGAAACCAGUUUUCUGGCGACUAUAACCCUGAUUGGCGGCAGGACUAUUAUCCGGCUCAGGAUCUCAGCGCGCAGCAGAGGGAGCAAAAACGUUUUGACUUUAAUGCUGUGGAUGAUGAGGCUUCAUCUAGCUCGAGAAGGAGUCAUCUGGAAGAUAUCCUCCCGACAGCGGCCACCUCCUCUGCAUGUACGUCAACGGCUAUGCUGGCGGGUCCACCAAUAGCUUCGACAUCACGGGCUGCUGCUGAGGCGGCAGCGGAGGCGGCUGCUUUUGCCCAGCGGAAACCGCAGCGUCGCAAGCUCUACAAGUGUCCUCACUGCGAGGCAAUUUUCGAAAAGCUUAAAGAGCGCAAUGCGCACAUGAUUGGCGAGCACAACUACGUGCGGCAAAAUCGGCGUCUUAUUUGCACUCAGCCGCAAAUCAAUACUUCGAUGUUACCCCCACAGCAGCAGAUGAUACUGCAGGGUGGUGAGGUUGAGGAUUCCAAAGAUGGCAUUGUGAAGAUAAAACAGGAGCAGUGCCAGGAAAAGCAGGAUGUUGAACAAAUGCGCGACCAUUCCGAACUUUUGGCUGAUGUCAAGGACUCGGAGCUGAUGGGCAUCGGCGGUGAUGGUGACUGUGAUGUGGAUGAUGACAUUAAGCCACCCAACCAGCUAGAUGAAAAGCCGACGCUGCCGCCAUUAGCCAUGACGACGCCAGCAGCUAAAUUAGCAGCUUUGUAUCGAAUGCUCAUCGCCUACAACGAAUCCAAGCUCGGACAGGAGCGCAACAACCUUAGUGAGCUGGAGCAGAAGGCUAUGGAAAAAUCCAUAUUUCUUUGUUAUGUCUGUCGUACCGAUUUCCCGUCCGUAAAGCUCUAUGACGCCCAUCUCACCGAGCAUCCCGCUGAAUGCUUCACUUGCGGCAAGAAGUUCUACCGCUGGAAGAACUUCUCCUUGCACUUAAAGCGGCACUUGGGCUGGAAGGAGUUUGGAUGCUACGUCUGCGACAAGAAGUUCGUGGUGCGCAGCGCCUUGGUCGAACACAUGCGGAUGCACACGGGGCAAACGCCUCUCAAGUGCAAGAUAUGCGGCAAAAAGUUCAAGAGAUACUCGAAUCUGACGCAACACCGCAAGCGCCACACGAAAAUGAUGGUGCGCAAAAAGGAAUACGUGUGCCACUGCGGUGAAGUCUUGCCCUCGAAGGCCCGCUUCCUGUGGCACAAGGAAACGCACGACCUGAAGCCGAAGUGCUGUCCGUACUGCUGCGAUCGGUUUGUGCACGCCAACUCGCUACGUCGUCACAUACGGCUGGCCCACUCUGAUAAGUUUGACUACGCCGAACCUAUGGAAUGCCCCAUGUGUAAGCAGAUCUUCGCAAAGACGUCCAUCAAGGCGCAUAUGGCGACGCAUUCAACGGAGCCCCAAUACGAUUGCGCAAUUUGUAGCAAGAGCUUCUCCACCAAAUGGAAUCUCAAGAUCCACUCGUGGGUACACGCCAACCGGACGGCGAAGCCCUUUAAGUGCGAAUACUGCCCAAAGGCAUUCGUGCGAGAGCUGGACUUCAAGAACCACAUCAACGCGCACAAGCAGAUCAAGCCGUACACGUGCGAGUACUGCGGCUGCAAGUUUAUCCGCAAGUACAACUACAUGCGACAUCGACGCGAACAUCACGGCACCAAAAAGUUUACCUGCGACCAGUGCGAUAAGUCUUUCCAUCGACAUUACUAUCUGAUAGAGCACCGGCGAAUGCACACCGGAGAGCGUCCGUUCACGUGCACCAUCUGCGGCAAGAGCUCCACAACCAAGACCAAUCACAACAAGCAUCUGAAGAUCCACCAUUCGCGCGAUCCGUUCACGGUGGAGGCCUAAGGGUGUUCGGUUCCAAUGGGCUUCGUAAUCGAACUAAAGUUUAAUAUAAUCAUUACCUAGGUAGCUGUUUAUGACUCUUCUAUGUGUGUACUGUGUGUGUCUGUGGUUAAAACAACAAAACAAAACAACAAAUUAGUAUUACUUAUCGAACUAUAUAUUUAGUUAACAUAUGCGAUUGCCAACUCUUGUUGAAUAAGCAAACAAGAAACAAUUAUCACAAUAAUUACAUUUUACUAAUCUUACAUUUUGGAUGUGGUUUAAGAAGGUAGCUAAAUGUGAAAGUGUUCCAUAUUCUCUUCCUCUGGAUUCGAAUUACAAUUCGCGUCAACCGCUUUAAUCCCGUUUAGGUUUUAGAUUUUAACCCACUUUAGUAAAAUGUUAUACCUAGUUCAGUGCAAUAUACAUCGAUUAAAAUCUAUAUGCCGCGAUACUUUUCAUUUCUGUAGUUUAGUUCGCAUUAAGUUUAUUCAUUUACUUAUCCAUGCCUAGAAAAGCAUACUAGUUAAUUUAAGUUAGCCGAAAUUGGUCUUGAAACUUUCGAGUUUUUCCACAACUUAAGCACAUUCUAAGCGAAGAACACAUACACAGAAAACGAACACCCAUCUAACAACUUGUUAUAUAAUUUGUAUUUUUCUAAUUAAAGAGAAAACUCGGCCAGCAA
Molecule: messenger RNA, 6712 nt
Organism: Drosophila santomea
Lineage: Eukaryota; Metazoa; Arthropoda; Insecta; Diptera; Drosophilidae
Exons: 6
Coding region: 739-6051 (1770 amino acids)
Source: RefSeq, a predicted model, not a curated record